This is a messenger RNA of Pedinophyceae sp. YPF-701, 480 nucleotides long. NCBI's taxonomy places the organism in Eukaryota, Viridiplantae, Chlorophyta, Pedinophyceae. The record is from the annotation of a GenBank genome assembly.
AUGGCCAACAAUCUCUUGUACGCUAACGAGCACUUCGUGAAACUAGGAGACGAGCGCAAAAAGGGCACCUUCACGGGCGUGCGGUCGGAAUAUGGGGGAAGCUUCCGUCAUCCGUCAAACCGGGGAACACCCGGCAUGGGGAGCGCACCGGCCACCGGCAUUCCCCUGAGGGAGAUUCUGAGGGACAAGAUAGAGGAGCGCGCGGGCGGUGCGCACCACGCGCUGUGGUGGCUGCGCGUGCGGACUCGGGAGCGGGCGGACGGCGACGGCGACGUGUACGUGGACGACCUGCUCCAGCUGCUGUACCACUACAACGUCCCUGGGUGCUCGAUGGAGGAGUGCCAGCGCGAGUGGGAGCAGUUCGUGCGCCGCGUGCUGCCGGAGGGCCGCGCCCCCGUCAUGACAGCCCUCCGGCGUAUCGCGCCCGAGCUGUACCCCGCCGCGCCGGACGACACGGCGCAGAGGGAGCUCUCGUACUAA